This is a messenger RNA of Nerophis lumbriciformis (worm pipefish), 888 nucleotides long. The record is from RefSeq and is a predicted model, not a curated record. NCBI's taxonomy places the organism in Eukaryota, Metazoa, Chordata, Actinopteri, Syngnathiformes, Syngnathidae.
AUGACCGGCAAGAGUCAGACCAGCAACGUGACCAACAAGAAUGACCCGCGCUCGCUCAACUCCCGCGUCUUCAUUGGCAACCUCAACACUGCGGUGGUGAGCAAGGCCGACAUCGAGGCCAUCUUCGCCAAGUACGGCAAGAUCGUGGGCUGCUCCGUGCACAAAGGCUACGCUUUCGUCCAGUAUGCCAGUGAGAGGAACGCCCGGGCGGCCGUCUCGGGCGAGAACAACAGGGUCAUUGCGGGACAGUCAUUAGACAUCAACAUGGCAGGAGAGCCCAAACCAUACCGGCCCAAGAUGACCACCAAGAGGCCAUUGUCAUCCCUCUACAGUGGCUAUGAGUUUGACUAUGACUACUACAGAGAUGACUUCUACAGCAGACUGCUUGAGUACCAUGGUCGUGUGAUGCCGCCCACCAGGGCCGUCAUCCCGGUCAAGCGCUCUCGGCUCGUUGUGCCGUCCACCCCACGUAGAGUCAAGUCUUCAUUCUCUGUCCGGGCCUGCUCUUCCCCAUCUUCUUCCUCUUCUUCUUCUUCCUCCCGGCUGGUCAACGUUGCCUCAUCUGUCACAGGACCCAAGCUGAAGACAGACCAGCUGCUGAGCAUCAAAAAGGAACUGUCGCAAAUCAAGACCAAGAUAGACUCCCUGCUGGGGAGGCUUGACAAAUUUGAAAGGCAGCAUGAGAUGCAGAGGAAACAUGAGGAGGCCUGUGAAUGUCACCACGACGACCAGCCCGACCACUCUGGCGGAGAGGAUCUGGGGCCGACGGCAGAGGCCGAGGCAGGGGAGAUGACAGACGGGGGCGACGAUUACUUUGAGGAUGAGGGUGCGGGUGACAUGUUACACAUCACGGAAGUCUGCGGCUCACAAAAGAUUGCAGAAGAGUAG